Messenger RNA from Telopea speciosissima, 762 nucleotides. RefSeq names its product protein CUP-SHAPED COTYLEDON 3-like. NCBI's taxonomy places the organism in Eukaryota, Viridiplantae, Streptophyta, Magnoliopsida, Proteales, Proteaceae. Gene Ontology annotation, biological process: regulation of DNA-templated transcription. The record is from RefSeq and is a predicted model, not a curated record. The annotation marks the transcript as partial. The transcript is spliced from 4 exons. Gene Ontology annotation, molecular function: DNA binding.
AUGGGAGUUGGUUGCAGGUCCAAGCGGAGAUGGAAGAUGCACGUCCAAGCAGUUGCACAGAGAGAUGAGUUGCAGGUUGUUGCGGAGGUUGAGGAGGAUGACCUAGGGUGUUUUCGAUUCUACCCUACCGAAGAACAGCUUCUCUGUUACUACCUUACUAACAAGAACAGCUGCGGUAAGCUCCAUGAUCUUGAUCUCUCCCUUCCUUCUUCCGAUGCCGAUUUCUCGUCUUUUGGAUUCAAUAUGGUUCGGGAAAUCGAUUUGUAUGAUUAUGAACCUUGCGACCUCCCCGACAUUGCGUGCUUUCCUUACGGUCGCGGUGGUAGUAAGAAGCAUUGGUAUUGUUUUACGGAGAAGGUGUCGAGUGAGCGUAUGAAGCGGAAGGCCAGAGGUGGGUUUUGGAAGAGAAAGGGACCAGCACGGGAUGUACUGGGUGGAAAAGAUGGAACUGUUUUGGGGAAAAGGAAGACUUUUGAGUUCUACUGCAGGAAUUCGUCUCGUACAAUGAAGACUGAUUGGGUUCUCUAUGAGUAUGCCCUCGUCGACAAUCUCAAGGAUUCUUUUUCUCUAUGUCGAGUAUUCCUUAAAUCUUGUCCUGGAACUAAGAUCGCAGAUCGUGUUCCAUGUUCUUGCGCUGACAGAAGUAUUGCUGCAAUGCGUGACAUUGAUGUGGAUGUUCCUUAUAAACAACAUUAUGGAGUCUCAACAUCUGGCAUUGGUGAAGUAUUAGUGCCUGCAGAUACUUCUGAUGAAGGUUUUCGG